This is a messenger RNA of Neocloeon triangulifer, 2276 nucleotides long. RefSeq names its product zinc finger protein 883-like. The transcript is spliced from 5 exons. Gene Ontology annotation, molecular function: RNA polymerase II cis-regulatory region sequence-specific DNA binding; DNA-binding transcription factor activity, RNA polymerase II-specific. Gene Ontology annotation, biological process: regulation of DNA-templated transcription. The record is from RefSeq and is a predicted model, not a curated record. NCBI's taxonomy places the organism in Eukaryota, Metazoa, Arthropoda, Insecta, Ephemeroptera, Baetidae. The coding region runs from base 167 to 2029 and encodes 620 amino acids.
CAGUAUCCGGAAUUUCUUGGUUACACCCUCUUUUAUGUUUACAUACAUGGAUUUAUUUUAUGAUUGAAUUAUAUUUUAUGUAUAAUCCUGGUUGGUGCGUCUUCUCAUUUUUCGACCUAUUUAUAUUGUUAUUAAGCAAUCCACGCAGUCUAGCCUGAAAUUUGAAAUGCGGAAAAAGGUUGGAGACGUAACUGGACCUGCCUGUUCCAGCGGAUUCGCCCCUCUGUACACCCCUCAAAAGCCACCACCAGCGUUGAAGAAACAGAGAGAGCACUCGAUAACAUGUCUCAAGUGCAAGCGAACCUUCGCCUUGACCCGCCACUACAAGAAGCACAUGCAGGGCCACGAGAAGAACGACUGCAAGCUGUGCAACAAACUCUUCACCUGUCGAAAGCAACUGCAACGGCACAUGCGAGAAACGCACAACGAGAGACUCGUCGACUACGUGCACCACUGCAAUUUCUGCGACAAGAAGUUCACCCGCAGACACAGCCUGUACAGACACCUGCAGAUGCAUGCCGAGGACAAGCAGGUGUGCAACUUCUGCGGACACUUCUGCGACACCAAGGAGGAACUGGAGGCUCACAUCGAGCAGACCCACGAAGAGAGUCAGAUGAUGUGUUGUCCGCUGUGUCACCAGACCUUUUCCAGAAAGCAGCAAUACAACGCUCAUUUGCAGAGUCAUGAAAAGUAUCAGUGCUUGACUUGCAAACAGGGGUUCUCCGCUUGGAGGGUGUUGCAAGAGCACCAGCAGAGUGGUCACCAGGUUUGCACCGAAAAGCCCAAGCACAAGUGUGGCAUUUGCAAUAAAAAAUUCAUUCGAGUCUCUGCCCUUGAGCAGCACAGCAAAAAACAUUCAAUGGAUAAAAAAAUUAAAUGCAAACCCUGCAACGAAUUGUUUUCCAACCUGAGUGCCUACGAGAACCACUUGACCUUGGAGGGCCACAAAUUAGCCAUGGAGGCUAAAAAUUGCAUUCAAGAGAGCAAGUUCCAGUGUGCUGUCUGCACCAAAGGCUUCCAAAAUAAAAAAGCUGUGACUUCCCAUUAUGACCGAGUACACAAUUUGAAAGCAUAUGAAUGCUGCACUUGUAAUUACAGAACUAAAUUCAAAACGAAUCUCAUCCGCCACAUCAAGUUGCACUUCAAUGACCGCUCUUUUGUCUGCGAAUUGUGCGGCUCGGCGUUUUUCAACUUAUCCGCUUUGAAAGACCACCACACUUUCCUUCACUCGGAAACAAGAAAUUUCGUCUGCGGCCAGUGCUUGAAAACUUUCAAAAGAGCAUCCGAACUUACACGGCACAUGACGAGUCACUCCAACAGUCGCCCCUAUUCGUGCACAUUUUGCGGAAAGACCUUCAAACGAAGCUCGCACCUAAAAAGACACCGAGAAAAAUGUCACAACGAACAAAGUGUCGUGCGGACUGUUGAAAGAUUUGUCAAAGAUGAAAAUGGGGAGUUUGUUUUGACACCUUUGGCGCGCAGCAAAAGUAAGAAGAAGCCUCAGACAUCAAUUCCUGACAAAACCAGUGAGCAAGCAGAACUUGUUGACGCUGACGAAAGAUUCGAUGACCUUUCUCCGACUCCAAUUGUGUCUGAUGAAGUCAGCCACUACUACAUGCACCUCUCUACAGAAGGUGGCCACGACCUGACGUACAUUCCGCAUCAGAACGACCAGCCGAUAGACCUGGAGAUGCCCAAAAACUACACUUGCUCUGAUUCAGUCACCCUCGAUCUUGCCAAGCCCAGACAUCAUUUCCAGGCUGCUGAGUUUUGCAGCUCUCUAGAUUCAGACACCCGCUUUCAGGAUUCUGUGAUGGAGGAGUUUGUUCAGAGACACCAAGCAAGGGACUCACCCCUUUACCUGGCUGACCUCAGCAGAUAUGGUGAUUCGCAAAUUUUGUUGCUGCCGGAUUUUGGCAGAAAUCAAGGGGACGUCCUUUUAGGCAGGGACGAGCACAACCUGUCAAUACCAGUUGAAUUGACUGCUGAAGACCUCCGACACCUGCAGCAACACCACUUUGGCCUGUAGCUAAUUAUGAACUUAGCCUUAAUAUACGAAAGAUAAAAAAUAUACUCAACAGAAAAUUAUAUCAUGCUGUUAUUCAUUAAAAUAAAAAUUGCUUGUGCUUAGUUUUAGUCAUAUUAUAAUAUUUUUAUUUUUGAUUAGUAAAAAAUGUUCAAUUUUAAUUCAUUGUUCAAAUAUAUGUUUGAUUCAAACAGAUAAUUUGAUUAAAAUUGUACUAUGUUAAAUACAUCUUAUAUAUUUUUAAAAGCCU